CUGGCGGGCUCUUGCGGAAGUCCAUGCGCCAUUGGGAGGGACUCAGGGCUGCUCGGUGCCCUUGUUGCCGAGGGCCUCUCCCUGGGUCAGUCCUGGAGUAAGAGUCGGACUGGGGCCGACACGAGGGCUUCCGCGUGGCGUCUCGGCGCCUGUGUGACCUCUCCACCCGCGGGAUGUGGCGACUACGUCGGGCCGCCGUGGCCUGUGAGGUCUGCCAAUCCUUGGUGAAACACAGCUCUGGAAUAAAAGGAAACUUACCACUCCAAAAACUGCAUCUGGCCUCACGAAAUGGUUAUCAUUCUCGUCACCCUACUUUAAAGCUGCAAAGGCCCCACUUAAGGACAUCGUUUCAACAGUUUUCUUCUCUCACUAACCUUCCUUUACGUAAAUUGAAACUUUCUCCAGUUAAAUAUGGCUACCAACCUCACAGGAAUUUUUGGCCUGCAAGGUUAGCUGCAAGGCUCUUAAAACUUCGGUAUCUCAUUCUGGGAUCUGCUGUCGGGGGUGGCUAUACAGCCAAAAAGACUUUUGAUGAGUGGAAAGAUAUGAUACCAGACCUUAGUGACUAUAAAUGGAUUGUGCCUGACAUUGUAUGGGAAAUUGAUGAAUAUAUCGAUUUUGAGAAAAUUAGAAAAGCCCUUCCAAGUUCAGAAGACCUUGCAAAGUUUGCACCCGAUAUGGACAAGAUUGUUGAAAGCCUCAGCUUGUUAAAGGACUUUUUUACCACAGGUCACAAAUUGGUUAGUGAAGUCAUAGACGCUUCUGACCUACUUCUCUUGUUAGGUUCACCUGGAGAAACAGCAUUUAGAGCAACAGAUCGUGGAUCUGAAAAUGACAAGCAUUACAGAAAGGGUCUGCUUGGCGAGCUCGUUCUCUUACAACAGCAAAUUCAAGAACAUGAAGAGGAAGCACGCAGAGCUGCUGGCCAGUAUAGCACAAGCUAUGCCCAACAGAAGCGCAAGGUAUCAGACAAAGAAAAAAUUGACCAACUUCAAGAAGAACUUCUGCAUACUCAGUUAAAGUAUCAGAGAAUCUUGGAACGUUUAGAAAAGGAGAACAAAGAACUGAGAAAAUUAGUAUUACAGAAAGAUGACAAAGGCAUCCAUCAUAGAAAACUUAAGAAAUCUCUGAUUGAUAUGUAUUCUGAAGUUCUUGAUGUCCUGUCCGAUUAUGAUGCCAGUUACAAUACUCAAGAUCAUUUGCCACGUGUUGUUGUAGUUGGAGAUCAGAGUGCUGGAAAAACAAGUGUGUUGGAAAUGAUUGCCCAAGCACGAAUAUUCCCACGAGGAUCUGGAGAGAUGAUGACACGUUCUCCAGUAAAGGUGACUCUGAGUGAAGGUCCACACCAUGUGGCCUUGUUCAAAGAUAGUUCUCGGGAGUUUGAUCUUACCAAAGAGGAAGAUCUUGCAGCAUUAAGACAUGAAAUUGAGCUCAGAAUGAGGAAAAAUGUGAAAGAAGGUUGUACUGUUAGCCCUGAGACUAUAUCCUUAAAUGUCAAAGGCCCUGGGCUGCAGAGGAUGGUGCUUGUGGACUUACCAGGCGUGAUUAAUACUGUGACGUCAGGCAUGGCUCCAGACACAAAGGAAACCAUAUUCAGUAUCAGCAAAGCUUACAUGCAGAACCCCAAUGCCAUCAUCCUAUGUAUUCAAGAUGGGUCUGUGGAUGCUGAGCGCAGUAUUGUUACCGACUUGGUUAGUCAAAUGGACCCUCAUGGAAGAAGGACCAUCUUUGUUUUGACCAAAGUAGACCUGGCAGAGAAAAAUGUAGCCAGUCCAAGCAGGAUUCAGCAGAUAAUUGAAGGAAAGCUUUUCCCGAUGAAAGCUCUUGGCUAUUUUGCUGUUGUAACAGGAAAAGGAAACAGCUCUGAAAGCAUUGAAGCUAUAAAAGAAUAUGAAGAAGAAUUUUUUCAGAAUUCAAGACUCCUAAAGACAAGUAUGCUAAAGGCACACCAGGUGACUACAAGAAAUUUAAGCCUUGCUGUAUCAGACUGCUUUUGGAAAAUGGUUCGAGAGUCAGUUGAACAACAGGCUGAUAGUUUCAAAGCAACGCGUUUUAACCUUGAAACUGAAUGGAAGAAUAACUACCCUCGCCUGCGAGAACUUGACCGGAAUGAACUUUUUGAAAAAGCUAAAAAUGAGAUCCUCGACGAAGUUAUCAGUCUAAGCCAGGUUACACCAAAACAUUGGGAGGAAAUCCUUCAACAAUCUUUGUGGGAAAGAGUGUCAACUCAUGUGAUUGAAAACAUCUAUCUUCCAGCUGCACAAACCAUGAAUUCAGGAACUUUUAAUACUACUGUGGAUAUCAAGCUUAAACAGUGGACUGACAAGCAGCUUCCUAACAAAGCAGUAGAGGUUGCUUGGGAGACCCUGCAAGAAGAAUUUUCCCGCUUCAUGACAGAACCCAAAGGAAAGGAACACGAUGACAUAUUUGAUAAACUCAAAGAGGCCGUUAAGGAAGAGAGCAUUAAGCGCCACAAAUGGAAUGACUUUGCAGAAGAUAGCUUGAGGGUUAUUCAGCACAAUGCUUUGGAAGACCGGUCCAUAUCUGAUAAACAGCAGUGGGAUGCAGCAAUUUACUUCAUGGAAGAGGCUCUGCAGGCCCGGCUCAAGGAUACUGAAAAUGCUAUUGAAAACAUGAUAGGUCCAGACUGGAAAAAGAGGUGGUUGUACUGGAAGAAUCGGACUCAAGAACAGUGUGUUCACAAUGAGACCAAGAAUGAACUGGAGAAGAUGCUGAAGUGUAACGAGGAGCAUCCUGCUUAUCUUGCAAGUGAUGAGAUUACAACAGUCCGGAAGAACCUGGAAUCUCGAGGAGUCGAAGUAGACCCAAGCUUGAUUAAAGACACUUGGCAUCAAGUUUAUAGAAGACAUUUCUUAAAAACAGCUCUAAACCAUUGUAACCUUUGUCGAAGAGGUUUUUAUUACUACCAAAGGCAUUUUGUAGAUUCUGAGCUGGAAUGCAAUGAUGUGGUCUUGUUUUGGCGAAUACAGCGCAUGCUGGCUAUCACUGCCAACACUCUCAGGCAGCAGCUUACAAACACUGAAGUUAGGCGUUUAGAGAAAAAUGUUAAAGAGGUAUUGGAAGAUUUUGCUGAAGAUGGUGAGAAGAAGAUCAAACUGCUCACCGGCAAGCGAGUUCAGCUGGCCGAAGACCUCAAGAAAGUUAGAGAAAUUCAAGAAAAACUUGAUGCUUUCAUUGAAGCUCUUCAUCAGGAGAAGUAAAUUGCAGUGAGUAAAAAAAUCCUGAUCAUAAAAUAAUCGCCUCUGCAUACAUCGGAAGAAAGAAAACUUUGGAGUCUUUUUGUCCUGCCUCUUUUUCUUCUGUUCUACCUUUGUAAAUGCAAAAUAAAGUGAUAGGGUAAAGAGAAUUGAUGUGUGUUACAGGCGCUACAACCCUCAGCUGCCUUGUGACUGGAGGAACACUGAAAAUAGCAUUAACAUUCUCUCAUCCAACUCAACUGCCAUAUUGGUAAAACAUAAUUGGCAUUGCGUUAGGUUUAGUUCUAGAAGAAACUUGCUGUGUCGUUGUCUUGUUUGUGGUGGCACUAAUGAAACUCAUCAUGGAUGUUCUAUCAGUUUCUUUUCCAGAAACAUAUUGCUUGUUGAUUUGGAAUAAAACAUGCUGAUUUUGUUUAAGGUA
Messenger RNA from Jaculus jaculus (lesser Egyptian jerboa), 3639 nucleotides. It is a transcript of the gene Opa1, whose product is annotated as OPA1 mitochondrial dynamin like GTPase. Gene Ontology annotation, cellular component: microtubule; mitochondrial membrane; cytoplasm. The transcript has 31 exons. Gene Ontology annotation, molecular function: GTPase activity; microtubule binding; GTP binding. Bases 174 to 3221 code for a protein of 1015 amino acids. NCBI's taxonomy places the organism in Eukaryota, Metazoa, Chordata, Mammalia, Rodentia, Dipodidae. The record is from RefSeq and is a predicted model, not a curated record. Gene Ontology annotation, biological process: mitochondrial fusion.